AUGGAGGUCACUCUGCUCUACUCCAACACCAGAGGAGACCCAAACAUCCCAUGCCCUCAGCAGACAAACACCGAUUGUCUCUGGCUUGACUUCCCCGCUGCUGAUGCGACUUACAAAAUUCAAGUUCAGGUCACUAACAAGCCCAAACAGCAAACCGUUUCAGUUCCAUUUGCAUGCAAAGUAACUCAAAACAUUAAACCUGGCCCAAUAGAAAACCUGUCAAUAGUAUCAGAAAGACCCGGAUGCUUGGUCAUCUCCUGGACUCAUCCAAGGGAAAACCGUAGCAAAGUUUACAGAAUCAAGCACACCAACGUUCUGAUUGAUAACCUCACAAACAGCCAUUACAACUCGUGUGAGUACAACACAAGUGAGUUUCGCCCUUACACACAUUACAACUUUUCCGUUGACUGUCUUCCGUCUGGCAUCUACGCAGGCUACUUCAGUGACCCUGUGUCCCAGGAUUUCUGGACGCCAAUGACAGCUCCAGAUCUGGGACCGUCAGCGACAAACGGCAGUUUUACCUCCACCCUGUGUGUGGACGGACACAGAAAUGUGACUCUCAUGUGGCAGUCGGUGGAUCCAGAGGCACGGAAUGGGAUCAUCACUAGCUAUCAAAUAAGAUCGGGACAUGAAAGUUGGAUCUCUACUACAUUUUCAGCAACUGUGAUUCUCACCUGUGACCCCGUGUCUGUGGCAAUCUUAGCCUUUAACCCAGAAGGGUUUUCCGUUAGUCCAACAAUUCUGCUCAUUUCAUCAAGCACAGUUUCCAAGACGGUACAAAAUUCUUUUGUGGUGGAAAUUGUAAACAUGAAUUCUACCACCGAAAUACUGAAAGCAUCAUGGGAAGAAAAGGAGGAAGUCAAAGGUGAAGUGGACUAUACCAUUUUCUGGUGUAAAGGUCGACUGGAGCAGUUCUGUGAGGGUGAAAUCCAAUGGAGUGAAGUGCCGGCCGGUGAUACAGAGUUUAGUAUCCUUAUUGAAAGUUCUCAUGCAGUAGAGUACAUCUAUGGUAUAUCCGGGACAAACACACACACGGGGAUUGCUUCGAGUGUGUUCUGGACUCCAUGUUUAUUCCGGCGAGUUCCCUACACACUGCCACCAAUCACUGCCAUGAACGUUAAAAGCCUGAAGGACAGCGUCUACGUCACUUGGUCAGCGGACAGCUGCUACUAUCAGUCCCAGGUCCGGUACACCAGUUUUGUGGUCAAGUGGUGCCGGACAGAUGCCUGCAAUGAUGCAAGUCAAAUAUCAAAUGCAACGGUGCCUGUGAGACAGUUAACCUACACCGUGUCAUCGCUUCCAGCUGGGGUCAACCACAGUUUCACCGUCCAGCCGAUGUCGUACAACACACCCGGUAGAGAAGUCGAUCCAUGGAAGGUGGCUGUUCCCUCGGCUACAGAUCCGGUUGUAGAUUCCAAUCUGACUGCUGUGCUGGGUGGACUUGCUAGCGGCGUUCUUGUCGUUACGGUGGUCACCUUUGUCUGCCGAUGUUGUCAGAAGCGUAGAGCCAAGAUCAAGAAAUUAGGAGACACCUUGAUUGUACACCUCCCAGGCAGGUCUGUGUCAGAACUGGGGUCACCCCUUGAAUGA
Molecule: messenger RNA, 1590 nt
Organism: Candidula unifasciata
Lineage: Eukaryota; Metazoa; Mollusca; Gastropoda; Stylommatophora; Geomitridae
Source: the annotation of a GenBank genome assembly